CCUGUCCCCUGACCGGGGAUCGUCUUAUUUUUCGAGGGUGACUGUAGUUAGUCCGAUACCGGUGUACCUGCGCACGUGCUGUUAUUCUCGUGGUGUCCUCUUCCGCUGUUGAAGUUAGUGGUUUCAAAAUCAUUGGAAUACACAAUUACCAUGAGAUGAGCGGCGUUUUUAAAGAUUUCUUCUUUCAUAAGUACCUGGUAUUCAUGGAUUAAAAGUUAUCGUCUGAUGCAUGUUCCAGAACUAGUGUUUGGAUUAGCACUGUGUGGAAUCAACAUUUUUUUUACUUAUUAUUGGACUAUUUGGAUUGUUAAAAUGAUUCGGCACUGGCAUUAGUAAUCUUCUUGCUAUGACAACGAAUGAAGCAGGUCUUCCAUUUCAAUAUUCAAGUGCCUUUUCUGCCAUACAUGGUCCUAUUCCUGUAGAUCAGCACACACAUGAAGGUCGUUACAUCUUCGACCCUCGCUUCCACCACCUCCAUCCUGGAGCUGCAGGAUUUGCGGCAGGUAACAGUAAUGCCAAUUUACCUGAUAUCAUGCUUGCACAAAGAAGAGCUUCCCUUGGAAGCAAUCAUAUGGAAAGUGCUAUGCAUUUACCUUACAGACUUGGCCCUUACGAAUCUUUUUAUGGACCAUUACCACCAGGUCCGGCACCACCUGUGCCACAAAUCGGUGCGAUGGAAAACAGAGAAUACUUGCAUCAAAUGGCAGCUUUAGGCCAGAGGUGCCUUAUUGGGGAUUGCCACUCCAGUCCACACCAUCAUGAAUCUCUGCUCACUUCUGAUGGUUCCCAUCUAGCCAGUCCCAGACCUCGUCAUGGUAGAAAGAGAGCACUUUCGAAUUCUCCAUAUUUGCCAGAUACUUUGGAUCUUGCGGCUGUGAUUCGUUUUUCUCCCAAUUCCUUAGCAUCCUAUAUGAAUGGAUCAAGGAGUUCAAGCGCCAGUGGUUCCUAUGGUCAUCUUUCUGCUGGUACAUUAAGUCCUGCAAUGGGUGUCCCUCAACAGCCAACACAUUUUCAUCCGUACAUGAGGGGGCCAAUGAUGGCUGCAAGUGCCUUUCCUCACCAACAAAUCUUAGGAGGAUUCAGCCCUGCCAUCCUCACUCCAUCUAAAUUGGAAUCUGUGCCUGAUUCCUCUGGUGGUCGGGAAACUGCAUGCAAUAUUGUCAGUAGUACCGUCGAUGGGGAGGAUUCUCGAAGUAAAGUCAAAAAAGAGUUUAUGAACAAAAAUUUUCUCCAGGAAGAAGAAAAGGAAGCUGGGGCUGAUAUUAAGGAUGAACCUGACUUUAUUGAAACGAAUUGUCAUUGGAUCGAUUGUUCCAAGGAAUUCUCAACCCAAGAAGAACUUGUGAAGCAUAUUGGUGAUGAUCACAUUCAUAGUAAUCGAAAACAGUUUAUAUGCCGAUGGAAGGACUGUUCCAGAGAAGAAAAACCUUUCAAAGCCCAGUAUAUGUUAGUUGUCCACAUGAGGCGCCAUACUGGAGAGAAACCCCACAAGUGUACUUUUGAAGGUUGCUCCAAGGCUUAUUCUCGUCUGGAGAACCUCAAAACUCAUUUGAGGUCUCACACAGGAGAAAAACCAUAUACCUGCGAGUUUCCUGGUUGCACCAAAGCUUUUAGUAAUGCCUCAGAUCGAGCAAAGCAUCAAAAUAGAACGCAUUCAAAUGCCAAACCCUAUGCAUGCAAAGCUCCUGAUUGCAAUAAGAGGUACACUGAUCCUAGCUCAUUGCGUAAGCAUGUGAAAAAUGUUCAUGGACCAGAAUUCUAUGCCAAUAAGAAACAUAAAGGUGGUGACAGUAAAGAUGGCAAUAAGGAUGGUCAAGCUGAUGACAACUCUGGCAGUCCUAAUAGUAUGCAGGGUAGUCCUAAUUCUGACAAUAGCAAUUUGACAAAUCCUGGAAGCAUGUCUAGUGCAAGCAUCAAAUCUGAGGAUUCACCUACUGGUCACACUGAAGAAUCUGUUGAUGAAGGUGGCCCUCCAAUUAGUGAUAACAGUAUAACCACUACUAGUAGACAUGUCGAGGCCGACUCCAUCUGGGAUGUUGCAGAAAUACUCGAAGAGGGUUUGGAAGAGAAUAUUGCCUUGGCUUCCUGUGCAGUAGGAGAUGUUAAAGGCGAAGGGGCCAGUAGAAAUUCAAGAAGCCGUUUCAAGAGCCGAAUUCAAGCUCGGUUGAAAACUGCUAGUUCUUGGUUUCCCAACUUUCUUCCUAGGAGAGGUAACGGUAAUAACAGAAGGCCUGUCGAAACAGUUAUACCUGUUCCAAAUCCUCAGUCUGUGCCAAAUGGUGGAACCAUGGCUGAUAAUGUUAAAGUACAAGAAAACUGUCAAAAUCCAGGUUCAGGUCCACAGACUUGCAAUACUGGUGGAGCAGACCCACCAAAAUCUGGAAGGCGUAACAGCGGUAGUGGAAGUACUGUUAGCUCUUUUUACAGUAGUAUGCAGUCAGAAGCCAGUUCUCAACAACUCAGUUCUACAAGUAGUAACACAGGUGGUAUUGUAUGCAAUGCUGGUAACAUAAAGGUUACUGGUUCAUAUGAUCCAAUUUCUGUAGGUAGCUCUAGACGUUCCAGUGAAUCUGGAGAGCCCUUACCAAAUGGCUUUGUUUCCCAUUUGCAUCAUGUUCAUACAAGAGCACUAACAUCGCAGCAUCUUUCCAACACAGGAAAUUUGAUUGUUCUUCCACAGAGUGAGUUGUUGGCUUCUGACUCUGAAGGGCUACCACCUCACGGUUGCAGAACCAUCCAUCCACAGCAGCAGAAUUGUGGCCAGACUACCAAUUCUGGCAGUAUGAAUCCUCCUAGGCCACUGUCUUCGGCCAUUAGUGCUAGAGGACUCCAUCCAAAUCAAAAUGUAGUUUUAGAAGAACUAGAAGAAGGAAAACCCAUUGAACAAAAUAAGAAUGUAAUAUUACCUGAUGAUAUGGUGAAUUACUUGAAUGAAGUUGCAGAACAAGGCCAAAGACCAGCAUCAUCUCUUAGCGAAGCAUUAACAAGUGUGAGCCGUUAUGUUCCACCACCUCCUAAAGUGCCUGUAAAUAGUCAAUGUAAAAGUCCACCGAGAGUGCCUUGUGGUAAUCAUGUCCCACAGAAUCAAACCAAUCCUCCAAAUCCAUCCAAUAACUGGUCAGGCUGUAAUUCUUGUUGCCAAAACUCUCGCAAUCCAUCUUGGGGACCUGAUCAUUGUUCACACAAUCAUAACCAUUCUAAUGGAGCAGUACCAAACCCACCACCCUGUUAUACAAAUACUGGAAAUCAGCCACAUCAGCAUCCUGUUCAGAACUGUCCAACUGGUGUGAAUGCAAAUUUACAGCCUCACAGCAAUUGUUCCAAUGUCCCAAUUAAUGCCAAUGUUAACAAAGUUCCAUAUAAUCAAAAUACUGUGCCUUAUCAAGCUAAUGUUCCUCAGACGAAUUCUAAUAAUCUCAUUCCAGUCAAUUCUAAUAGAAACAAUAAUUGCUUUCUGCAAAAUGACUAUGGAUCAACAGCAGAUAAUAUGUCAUCUCAAUCGAGCUGCGUGGAAUCACAACAAUUUGGCGGCAAAACCACCAGUUUCCAAGGAAGCUCAGUGUCACAAUAUCCUCCAAACAAUUCUACCAAUUCAUAUGUGGGAAGCAAUUCUCAAUCUUAUGGCAGUGAAAACCAACCAACACCAUAUCCUAGUCAGACUGGAAUGCAAACUCAGGGAUAUGGACCACAAAUCAAUUCACAACAUACUCAUAAUACUGCUCCAAGUUAUCCAUCAGACAAUAUGUCUAAUCUAAAUUCCAGUCAAAAUGGACACCUCCCUCAGAAUGUUCCUUACAAUUCUCAGAUACAGAUGAACUCCUCGUUUUGUUCUGGAGUACCUGGAAGUUCAAACUUGCAUGUCAUCCAGAAUCAAUCUGUACCAUCUAUACCUGUUAAUGUUCCUCAAAAUAAUAAUUGCUAUAAUUCUUCAAGUUGGUGUAAUAAUAAUACUCCAUAUAAUACGAACCAAAACCAACCAUACAAUGGAAACCAAAGCCAAGUAUUUAAUCCUAAUCAAAAUUCAACAUAUGGUAUGAAUCAGAGUCAUUCAUACAAUAUGAAUCCGAACCAAAUUUAUAAUUCUAAUCAAAGUCAAUAUUUUAAUCCAAACCAAAACCAGAAAUUUGGUUCUAACCACAGCCAGUGUUAUACUCCAAGCCAAAAUCCUGGAUUCAGUUCAAGUGCUAAUCAGUCUUACCCUGUUCAAACUCCAUUUAACUCACAAAACACUAUGUAUAAUUCUACACAAAAUUCAAAUUAUGGUGUUACUCCAAAUCCUUCUUAUAAUGCAAACCAAACUUCUUUUCAUGCAAAUCAAAAUGUUCCAUACAUGGCAAAUCAAACUUAUCCAUAUAACAAUGGAAAUCCAUAUUCUCAAGAAACCAAUCAUCCAAUCCCUCAAAAUCAGAAUAUGGUGCCUUAUUCGAAUCAAGUUACUAAUCCAGUUCCACCGGCUUGUAGUACAAAUGGAAUGCCCCAUCAACAGUGCAACAUGCACAAGGUUGGAAUGAAUGGACCUUGUGGUAACUCAUGCUCUUAUAGUAACCAGUAUCCUGUUAAUGCUGGCCAUCAAUUACCUACAGUGCCUUCACAGUAUCCUGCAAACCAGUGUGGAAAUAAUGAUAUGCUUUUACCUGUGAACAAUGUACAAAAUCCUAGUAGCCAUACUGAUCAGAAUCAACUUCCACUAUUGCACAAUGGAAAUGGUAAUCACUGUUGCAGUCGUAAUAUAGGAUCAUCACUAAAAGCACAAUGUAGUGCUUCCAGUGUGAGUGAAUAUGAUGAUAAGGAGUCAUCUGUAUCUUUGGCUAUUCCAUCGGUUUCGCAGAACUGCUCGACAACUGAUCCUAAAGAAAUUCAGUGCCAAAAUGUUAGCCAGUCUUCCUUAUCUGGAGAAGCUUACCAAAGGACUCUAAAAUAUGUGCAGCAGUGCCAAGAGAUAUUAAACAAGCAACAGCCAGUAGUUGACAAGGCUCCAGUAAAUAAACCACAGCCAACCAGUAUGUGCAUGAAACCUACAUUAAAUAAGCAGCAGCCUUCUACUGCAUGCAAUAAAAUUCUGCUGAAUAAACAACAGCCUUCUCCUGGAUGUAACAGGGUUAGUAGUAGUACUGAUAGACACAGUCCUUCUGCAAGCGGUCACAGCCCAUCGCCUCUGACACAGACCUCCAAUAUGGUCAUCAACGAUCUCAAUUCAGGGUUGCACUCAUUAAUUGAAGAAACAAGAUUUUUCCAUUUAAUGCACUGAAGUUUUCAAAAUUUUUUGUUAUAACAUUGUGAAAUUUCUAUUUUACUAUUCUAAUCAGGAGAUAAGUUGUUCAUAGGUAUUUAAAAUUAAAAUGGAAAACUUCAUUUGAAAAUUAAGAAUAAAUUUAAUCAAACAUUGAUUAGUUGCGGCAUGAUUAUAUUUGCUAUUUAGAUUUGGACUCAAGUUUUUUUCUCUUUUUAUCCAUUUUGACUAAAAAGGAUCAUUUGUGUUGAAUUAGCUUUUAGCAUUUUAUAUAAAGAAGUAAAAGUAAUUCAGUUUUUUCGAGAAAUGUGAUUUGAGCAUAAGUACUUAAAUUUAUUAAAAAGUAUUCGUAUGUUAAUUCUGAAAUAUUUGUAGCUUACUGAAUUAUACAUUGAUAUGUUGAUUCUAAACCAAAUAUGAACUGUAUCAGUAUUUUUGUCAAGUUUAUAAAUCGAUAAAAUAAAUUGAGAAAAUUAGCAUUUGCCCUAUUAUGUAUUUUUAUGCUAAAAAAUUAAAUGAAAAAUAAUUAUUUUCUCUUAGUUGUAUAAAUAAAAUAUUAUUAAUUUUAAAAUUAAUAGAUAACUUAAAUUUAUUUUAUCCAAAGAUUAAUUCAUAUAUUUUUUUUUAUCCAAAAAUCGAAUUAUAGUCUUUUUAAAAGUGAUUUAUCAGGAUUUCUUAAAUAUUUUUUCUUAACAGAAAACAAAUUUUCUAAAUAUUAACACUGAUUGAAUAUGAAUUGUUUUUUCAAUGCUGGCACAAUCAGGUGAAAGUAUAUGUAUUGCCAUAUUUCUGGAAAUCAAACCGUAAUUUUGGUGUUGUGAUUCUCGUAGUUCAUUUACAAAAAAUAAUAAAUAAAUAAACCCUAUUACUGUGGUAUCAGAAAACUUGGUAUUUUUUAGUUUGUAAAUUCUCAUCUUUAUUUUCUAUAAGAGGCCAUUUAAAAUUUUUAUGCUCACAAUUUCAAAAUAUAUGUUAACUUAGAAAGAUGUAAUUAAUAAAUGGGAGGGAGGGAAGGAGGAGCACUUUAAUACAGAUCUGCAGUAAAUUUCAUAUUAAAAAAAAACUGUGAAAGUCAGUGUUUAUUAUAAUUUUUGAAUGAAAACUUUUAUCUCAUAUUAAUUAAACUUUUCUACUCCAUUAAUUUUUUACUGAAAUAACCGAGAUAUUACUGAUGUUAUUAUAAAGAAUGUGUUGUAAAUAUCUGUAAUAUUUUAGAAGUGUAUACAAAGAAAGCAUUGAGUAUUUUAUAGAUCUUCAUUUAUACAAAGUGCCUUCUUAAAUAAAUGCCCAUUUGUAGGGGUGAUGCCACAGAAUUGCAAGUGGUUAAUUUUCUAUUAAUGUACCGUUUGUAUAAUGUUCCUAUUUCAAUGAUGAAUAUUUGCCAAACUAUCCGAAUUCGAAUCGCAUUGUGCCUAAACAUUUUGUGUAAGAAUGUUAUGUAAAUAAAAAGAAUGUGCAAUUCGACAAAUGUUUCCUUUUGAAAAAUGUUUCUUUACCAUUGUUUGUAAAUAUGUUUAUGUUGUAAAUAAAUGCUGGUUAAAACGA
Argiope bruennichi is the source of this 6775-nucleotide messenger RNA. Its product is annotated as zinc finger protein GLI4-like. NCBI's taxonomy places the organism in Eukaryota, Metazoa, Arthropoda, Arachnida, Araneae, Araneidae. The record is from RefSeq and is a predicted model, not a curated record. The coding region runs from base 347 to 5248 and encodes 1633 amino acids. The transcript has 14 exons. Gene Ontology annotation, cellular component: nucleus. Gene Ontology annotation, biological process: regulation of transcription by RNA polymerase II. Gene Ontology annotation, molecular function: DNA-binding transcription factor activity, RNA polymerase II-specific; RNA polymerase II cis-regulatory region sequence-specific DNA binding.